This is a messenger RNA of Paramecium tetraurelia, 1059 nucleotides long. RefSeq lists its product as uncharacterized. The record is from RefSeq and is a predicted model, not a curated record. NCBI's taxonomy places the organism in Eukaryota, Ciliophora, Oligohymenophorea, Peniculida, Parameciidae. The transcript has 4 exons.
AUGCAUUACAACAAUCACAACAGUAAGACAUCUGAUGCAGAAGGUGAGAUUUAGAAAUGGAAGGAUAGGGCGUUGAAAUUAGAAAGUGGAUUUAAAGUAUUAAAUGAUUUGAUUUAGGAAUUACAAUAAUUGAUGGAUGAAACUGAUGAUAUGAGGAAUAAUUUAGAGAAAAAGAUAAUGGAAAACCAAUAGUUAGUGAUUGAGAAUAGCAGAUUAAAAGAAAGAUUGCAAAAUAUAGAUGUUUCUGAUAAAGUAUUUUCGAACAAGUUAUUCGAUGAUCAUGAUAUCAAAGAAAAGGAAUUCAUUAUUUAGAAAUUAGAGUAAGAGAUAAUAGACAAGGAUAAUCAAAUUUUAAAAUUCAAGAGAGAAAUAGAAUCAAUAAAUAGAAGAUCAAAGUUAAAGGAAGAGGAAUUACAUAGACAAUAUUAAGCUAAGCUAGAAGAUUUAUAAAUACUAUAUAAGAACGAUACAAGUGAUAGCCAAUAAUAGAAGUUCCAAAUGACUAAGAAAAUGGCUGAAAUGGAAUAGCUUCUAAGUUUCAGAACUGAAGAAAAUUAAUUGUUGGUGAACGAAUUAAAUUUAAAAAAUGAAUAAAUAGUUGAAUUGAAUAAUCACAAUAAAUUGAUUGUUGAACUAAAAAACAAAGAAUUCAAAGAUUCAUAAUUACAAUAUUAGUUAUCCACUUAACAAUAAAUAAAAUAGAUGGAAGAAUCUAUUGCGUAAUUUAAAAGAAGUUAAGACUCAAAUUUAAGUGAGAUUGAACAAUUACUCUAAUUUAAGCAAUAAAUGACACUUAAAAUAAAUGAUCUCUCAUCAACUAAUUAGCAUCUAUUAAUUGAAAAUGAGAGUUUGAAAUCAACUCUUUUGUUAUUCCAAAAACAAAAAGAUUAAGAUGAUUAUAUGUAUGAAGAUUAGAAAAAGAAAGAAUCAUUACAUAUAAAGAGAUACUAUGAAACAUUAUUAGAAUAAGUAGAGAAGGAAAACAGAAGCUUAAGAUUAUUAUUAGAAUAAAAAAGUAGAGAAUUAGAUGAUUUAUGGAAUUAAAGUAAAAGAUAUUGA